Messenger RNA from Arctia plantaginis, 243 nucleotides. Lineage: Eukaryota; Metazoa; Arthropoda; Insecta; Lepidoptera; Erebidae. The record is from the annotation of a GenBank genome assembly.
AUGUGGCGCGGUGGUGUGCGGGCUGCAGGCUGGUGGGCGCGGGAGGCUGUUUGGAACUGGUCCGACGCACGCGCGGGGCAGAGUCUCGCGGCGGCCGGCAGCGACGCGCCACUGGCCACGGCUCGUCAGUCGCCACUCAGUGCACGCGCUGCCUCGCCGCCGCUAGUCUGCGUGUCUAGUACGCUCAUCGACGAUCGUACUUCAUUGUCGACGUAUCGGACGCACACGCGACAUACACGCUAA